AAAAACGGGGGGAAUCAGUUCUGAACCGACAAGGCGGUUAAUGUAACUAUAGCAAAACAUCAUUUAUUAAGCUUUCGUGCCUUGCUAAAGCCGUUUCUGUUCAAGUAGCAGUUAAGUUUGGCUUAGUUCAUUUUAGCUUAGUAGCUAAGCUACUAACGGAAGGCAUUUGCUAGCUUCACGUCGUCACGCUACUGAAGAGUAGUGGGUUGGAAAGGAUGCGCGUUUAUUGUGUGAAAUGAGUGAAAAUGGUGAAGGAAGAAGACUUCGAGGAGGACGUUUGUGGAGUAAAAGAGAAGGAAUCUUCACGUCAAGGCCUCAGCGACGACGACGCGCACACAGCAGAAUAUCGUCAUUAUGAACAGGCGGAGCCAGAGUGUCCAUAUGUUAACGAGGAGCCAUUGUCGUCCCUCGUAAAGGAGGAAGAGCAGGAGUCUGACAUCACCCACUUUCCCUUGACUGUCACUGUAAAAAUUGAAGAAGAUGAUGGCGACCAACAAGCGCAAGGCCUCAUAGCACCACUCUCGGAUAGCGACGACGUCACAUCGCACUCUUCUGACGACGACGACGAACGCUGGCAGUGUUCCGGGUGCGAUAAAACAUUUGUCAACAAGUCGUCGUUGAAAAGACACACGAGAGUUCACACGGGGCAAAAAUCUCACGUCUGUUCAUUUUGCGCUAAAAGAUUCUCCAGGAAGGAAACUUUAACCAAUCACGUGAGAACGCACACCGGCGAGAAGCCAUUUUCCUGUUCGGUUUGCGGGAAAAAAUUCGUCAUGAAGGGGAAUUUGACAGUACACGCGAGAACGCACACCGGAGAGAAACCUUUCGCCUGCUCGCUUUGCGAGAAACGCUUCGCCCAGAAGGGGCAGUUGCGAGCGCACGCGAGAACGCACACCGGAGAGAAACCUUUCGCCUGCUCGCUUUGCGAGAAACGCUUCGCCCAGAAGGGGCAAUUGCGAGCGCACGCGAGAAGUCACACGGGAGAGAAACCUUUUGCCUGCUCGUCCUGCGACUUCACCUGCGGCCACAUGAGAACGCACGCCGGGGAGAAACUGUUUCCCUGCCGCGUUUGCGGCAAAAGGUUCCGCCGGAACAGUCAUUUGACCGCACACUUGAGGACUCACACCGGAGAGAAACCGUUUACCUGCUCUGAAUGCGGUCAGAGUUUCUCUCAGAAGGGGUGUUUAAAAGGGCACAUCAGAACGCACACUGGGGAGAAACCUUGCGCUUGUUCAAUUUGCGGGAGAAGAUUCGCCAGAAAGGCAGAGUUGAGAGCUCACACCAGAACCCACACCGGGGAGAAACCUUUUGCCUGCUCAGUCUGCAACCUGGCUUUCAGUCACCACUCAGGAUUGAGUAGGCACCGCGUGAGAGCGCACGAAAGGGAGAAAUCGUUUUCGUGCUCCGUCUGCGGCAAAGGUUUCUCACAAAAGGCCACUGUGACGGCACACAUGAGGACGCACACAGGUGAGAAACCUUUCAGUUGUAGCGCGUGUGAGAAAAGAUUCCCCCAUAAGUAUCAGAUUAGGCAACACAAGUGUUCUGGCGAGAAGAACAGGGGUUAGUGAAGCUUAUUAAGCCAUAUGUAGAAAGCUGUAAAAGUAUGCAAUUGGUCCUUAAUAAAUAUCAUCAAAAAGAAAAGAUUGUGUUCAGUUUCUAAUUUGAGGAGCUUUUAUGCAGUACGUUCCUUUUUUUCCUUUAAUGUAUCUGUAUGGACUUCAAUGGGCUU
Messenger RNA from Corythoichthys intestinalis (scribbled pipefish), 1729 nucleotides. Its product is annotated as gastrula zinc finger protein XlCGF57.1-like. Gene Ontology annotation, cellular component: nucleus. Bases 246 to 1565 code for a protein of 439 amino acids. The transcript has 2 exons. Gene Ontology annotation, molecular function: DNA-binding transcription factor activity, RNA polymerase II-specific. The record is from RefSeq and is a predicted model, not a curated record. Gene Ontology annotation, biological process: regulation of transcription by RNA polymerase II. Lineage: Eukaryota; Metazoa; Chordata; Actinopteri; Syngnathiformes; Syngnathidae.